CACACACACCCCUCCCCAGCAAUCUCCUUUCAGAUAUUCUCAAAGACUGGAGUACAAGUGUGGCUGGCUGUUCCCAGGGUUUCCCAGCAUGGGUGCAUCCCACAGGAACUCCAGGCAGACUCUGGGCGUCCUCUUGCACCUGGUGUGCUCCUGCUUUGGGAUCAGCUCCAUCGAUAUCGACCGGCCGGGGGACGGGAGAUGCCAGGCCAUCGAAAUCCCCAUGUGCAAGGACAUUGGCUACAACAUGACCCGCAUGCCCAACCUGAUGGGCCACGAGGACCAGCGCGAGGCGGCCAUCCAGCUGCACGAGUUUGCCCCCUUGGUGGAGUACGGGUGCCACGGGCACCUGAAGUUCUUCCUGUGCUCCCUCUACGCCCCCAUGUGCACCGAGCAGGUCUCCACCCCCAUCCCAGCCUGCCGGGUGAUGUGCGAGCAGGCCAGGCUGAAAUGCUCGCCCAUCAUGGAGCAGUUCACCUUCAAGUGGCCUGACUCCUUGGACUGCAGCAAGCUGCCCAACAAAAACGACCCCAACUACCUGUGCAUGGAGGCCCCCAACAACGGCUCGGAAGAGCCCCCCCGGGGGUCCAGCAUCUUGCCCCCCAUGUUCCGGCCGCAGAGGCCGCAGAGUGCCGGCCAUGACCUGCAGCAGCAUAAAGACAGCCUGGGCCGGGCCACCUGUGAAAACCCCGGCAAGUUCCACCAUGUGGAAAAGAGUGCUUCCUGUGCUCCCCUCUGCACCCCCGGGGUGGACGUCUAUUGGAGCCGGGACGACAAGCGGUUUGCCGUCAUCUGGAUCGCUGUCUGGUCCAUCCUCUGCUUCUUCUCCAGCGCUUUCACCGUCCUCACGUUCCUGAUUGACCCCCAGCGCUUCAAGUACCCAGAGAGGCCCAUCAUCUUCCUCUCCAUGUGUUACUGCGUCUACUCGGUGGGCUACAUCAUCCGCCUCUUCUCCGGGGCCGAGAGCAUCGCCUGUGACCGGGACAGCGGCCAACUCUACGUCAUCCAGGAAGGCCUGGAGAGCACCGGCUGUACCUUGGUCUUCCUCGUCCUCUAUUAUUUCGGCAUGGCCAGCUCUUUGUGGUGGGUGAUCUUGACUUUGACAUGGUUCCUAGCUGCCGGGAAGAAAUGGGGCCAUGAGGCCAUCGAAGCCAACAGUAGCUACUUCCACUUGGCGGCCUGGGCCAUCCCGGCGGUGAAAACCAUCAUGAUCUUAGUGAUGCGGAGGGUGGCGGGGGAUGAGUUGACGGGCUUAUGCUAUGUGGGAAGUAUGGAUGUGAAUGCCUUGACCGGAUUCGUCUUGGUCCCGUUGGCUUGCUAUCUCAUCAUUGGGACCUCUUUCAUCCUUUCCGGCUUCGUGGCCCUCUUCCAUAUCAGGCGGGUGAUGAAAACCGGUGGGGAAAACACAGACAAGUUGGAGAAGCUCAUGGUGAGGAUUGGGGUCUUCUCCGUCUUGUACACGGUGCCGGCAACUUGCGUCAUCGCCUGCUACUUUUACGAGCGGCUGAAUAUGGAUUACUGGAAGCUCUUGGCCACGCAGCACAAGUGCAAGACGAGCAACCAGACGAAGCUCUCGGACUGCACCAUGGGCGACUCCAUUCCGGCGGUGGAGAUUUUCAUGGUCAAAGUCUUCAUGCUGCUGGUGGUGGGGAUCACAAGCGGCAUGUGGAUCUGGACCUCCAAGACUCUCCAAUCCUGGCAAGGCGUUUGCAGUCGGAGACUCAAGGAGAGGGCUCGGAGAAAACCCGCCAGUGUGAUUGCUAGCGGUGGACUUUACAAAAAAAGCCAACAGCUCCCAAAAGGCCACCAUACGAAAUAUGAGUCGGCUUUGCAGCCCCCGACCUGUGUGUGAACAGAAUGUAUCAUAGUAAUAAUAAUAAUUAAUAAUAA
This is a messenger RNA of Elgaria multicarinata webbii, 1887 nucleotides long. RefSeq names its product frizzled class receptor 10 (gene FZD10). Gene Ontology annotation, biological process: non-canonical Wnt signaling pathway; canonical Wnt signaling pathway. The transcript has a single exon. The record is from RefSeq and is a predicted model, not a curated record. Bases 89 to 1849 code for a protein of 586 amino acids. Gene Ontology annotation, cellular component: plasma membrane. NCBI's taxonomy places the organism in Eukaryota, Metazoa, Chordata, Lepidosauria, Squamata, Anguidae. Gene Ontology annotation, molecular function: Wnt-protein binding; Wnt receptor activity.